AUGUACAAAGACAUAUGUAGAAGAUUUAAAGCAAAUGAAGCGUUUGUAACAAGUCAGUAUGGAAUAUCGUCUGGUCUGGUUUUUAAAACAACAUCCAGAGAAAUUCAGAUUGCUAUUCAUGAUCCUCAAGAAGAUCUAAAUAUGUCAAAGGAUGGUAGAACUAUGAGAAAUGGCACUGAAACAUUAAUAGAAAUUCACAGGAGAGAGUACAUAUCUUUACCAAGUCCAUACAUAGGGUAUGGAAAUCAGAUUUGUAUAGACGAAACCGAUUACAGCUUUGUCGAUUGUAAACGUAACUGUUAUAACGAAAUGUUAAAGAAAGAGUGUAGCUGCACGAUGGACCCUUCUCCAAACGGUGAUUUAUAUCAUUCGUCAACACUAUGUGUUUGUCCUCCAGAAUGUCAUGUCAUAAAGUAUGACCAAAUAUUAUCAUCCGUAGCGAACAAAAAUGAUGAUGAUAGCCACUUUCUGACGAUUCGCAUAUAUCUGAAAGACUUGUCAACAACAGUAACAGAACAGGUUCCUAAAUACGACGGUGUUGCGUCAUUAUUAGCAAAUCUUGGAGGACAAAUGGGUCUAUUUCUUGGUGCCAGUAUCCUCACUAUAACAGAGCUGUUGGAAUUUAUCAUAUGUAUCGUGUGGACGGUUAUUCAACGUCGUGCGAAAGGAAGGAAUGCUGUUCAAAAUAUAGACAUCUAAAAAAAGACAUUUAAGAAAGACAUUUAAAAAAACAUUUAAGAAAGACAUUUCAUUCAAUCUAGUAAAAAUUAUUUGCCAGAUAUUUACUUUCUACUUAACAAUUCUUGAAGUAGUGACAAUGGCAACAGAACUAUGCAAUCAAGUGAAAAGUAGAAAGUGAAAAUACGGAAUUUAUAAGAUUACCUAGAAACCCUCUGACUAAAAAAAAAUAGAUAAGAGAUUAAAAAUUAU
Mytilus trossulus (common blue mussel) is the source of this 930-nucleotide messenger RNA. Its product is annotated as acid-sensing ion channel 1-like. The transcript is spliced from 6 exons. NCBI's taxonomy places the organism in Eukaryota, Metazoa, Mollusca, Bivalvia, Mytilida, Mytilidae. Gene Ontology annotation, biological process: sodium ion transmembrane transport. Gene Ontology annotation, cellular component: plasma membrane. Bases 1 to 699 code for a protein of 232 amino acids. The record is from RefSeq and is a predicted model, not a curated record. Gene Ontology annotation, molecular function: ligand-gated sodium channel activity.